Ooceraea biroi (clonal raider ant) is the source of this 1391-nucleotide messenger RNA. RefSeq names its product Cytochrome b5 (gene Cyt-b5). The record is from RefSeq and is a predicted model, not a curated record. Gene Ontology annotation, cellular component: intracellular membrane-bounded organelle; membrane. Gene Ontology annotation, molecular function: heme binding. NCBI's taxonomy places the organism in Eukaryota, Metazoa, Arthropoda, Insecta, Hymenoptera, Formicidae.
UCUAUUAAACAAUGGCUAGUCAGACUACUAAUCGACUUCAUGGAAAUCGGCCUAUAAUCGCUAUGGUGACCUCGGAGUAUCGCAGACCAAUCUGAAUUACUCGAAAUCGCGGAGGUCUGUCUAUUCUCUUUAAGAUCGAGUCAUAAACCGGUAACACGAACCAGUGCAAAAUUAUUCGUUAUAAACAUUAGCUUGUGUAUGAUCGCGAUUCGUUCAUAAUAAGUUCGCCGCACGUUCGCCUUUACUGCUGUUUAUUAACAGUCGACGUGAGUGUCAAGUUGCACUCUCGCAAAGAAUUCGGCAAAAAAGUGCUGCGUCAAUCGUGGCGAGCGCAUAUCAAUUGGAGAACGGCGAUCAAGUGAAGCCCCGAGUAUAGAAGGAGCCGCUGGUUGACGAAAUGGCAGCUGCGGACGGUAAAGAUGUUAAAGACGUCAAGAACGACGCCGUCGCUUCAUCGGUGAAACUGUUUACGCGAGAGGAAGUGUCGAAGCGCACUGCCAGUACGAAAGACGUGUGGAUCAUCAUUCAUGACAACGUCUACGACGUCACGUCUUUCCUCAAUGAGCAUCCCGGAGGCGAGGAGGUACUGCUGGAACAAGCUGGUUAUGACGCCACUGAACCCUUCGAAGACAUUGGGCAUUCCAGUGAUGCGAGACAGAUGAUGGAGCAAUAUAAAAUUGGGGAAAUAGUAGAAGAGGAAAGAACCAAAAAUACAGGGAAAAAAAGUAAAGGAUGGUCUGGUGAAUCUGCGGACAGUUCUAGUCGAUGCUGCAUUGUGAUCUGAUGACUGGCAAUUACAGUGGUUCUUGGCGGUCCUGGUUGAUCCCGAUCGCCCUUGGGAUACUUGCAACCCUCGUCUAUCGCUAUUUCAUCAAUAUUUUCUAAUUAAACCAUUCCGAUCUGGGCCCUUUUCUCCACGUUAAUGAUUGUUAAUGCAUACAUUAUGCGUAUAUUAUAUAUUGAGUUGAUCAGAAAGUCCCUUCCGAUUUUUCAAUAUAAAUAAAAGAUAGAUAUCCGAAGGAAUUUCUGAUUAUCCUAAUAUAUUUGUAUGUAUAUAUAUAUAUAUGUAGAUAUGCACAUAUAUACAUACACAAGCACAUAUACGUAUAUGUCUGACGAUUAAAUUGUUGUACAUUUUAUCCAAAUGUAUGUUGCGCACCAUUUUAAUUGUUUUUUAUGAAUCAGGUAGCAUUUGCUGGCCUAGCAUUUAAAAAAAAACAGAGUGGAACGACCGAAUAUGUAUUAUAAUAAUAUAUAAAUAACGCGCAUUUAUAUACUUACAUGUAUACGUUUGUACACACUGGUAUAUACAUGCAUAUGUACAUGUAGCGUUCACACGCAACGCGUCAUUCCUUGAAUUAAAUGAAAUAAAUUAGUUUAAUUCCAUAGAA